AUGCGCAGCACGUCUCUGAUCGUCUUCGUUUCGAUACUUCCUCUGCUACCAAGUACGUCUGAUUUCUAUCUUGUGUUCAUCUAAAACAACACGUUUUCAGAAGUUUCCGCUCAGUUGGCCACUUGCUUCAACCGCGGUACUCCGAUCAAUUCGACCGAUUGUGUAUGUCCUGGAUUCGUCGCCGGACGCCUUUGUGAAACUGUAAAGUUCGUUUCUUUCUUGACCCGAUGAAAAAACAAAACAGUAUUAACAAAAUCAAUACGAAUUGCAUUUCGCACCAAUGACCAGUUUAAAAAUGCGCUGAUAAGAAAUAAGCUGGUGUGAAAUUUCUCUCGAAAAAAGACGUUUCGGUUCCAACAAUCAGGGAAAACUUUUCAGAUGUCAAAGAUUCUCGAUUCCGGAUAAAAACAGAUGUGCGUGUCCUCCGGGAUGGUAUGACAAGUAUUGUGGAAUCAGAGGAUGCCGGCCUCCAAACGAAGACAGUCUGGACCUUCUGAAGAGGUCAUUCAUUAUUGUGUUCAACAUGAAAACGUCGAUGGCGGAACACUUGAAAGUGCUGAAAGAGAACUUCCAGGAGAUGGUGACACGGAUCACGACGGUACACAGAAACAUUAUAACGCGUGCGAACGUUGCAUUCAGAAUUGGAAAAACACAAAUCAGAGCGAUAAUUGGAUCGAGAACUUCAUCGUCUACGGAUUCGUUCAGGGAAUCAGCAGAUGACCGUCAAGACGACGAUAGCGAAAAGUGCGGAUGAUAUCGUCGACUUUUUGGACAAAAUUGAGCUGCAAGAUGGGGAUGCCACGCAACCUGUGCUCACGGCCCUCAAAGAUGCACAGCAGACGUUCCCGUCGAUGAAAUCGCACUCCAUCGUGCUCGUUCUCACAGACAGCCUGCUUCUGACGCACCCAGUCUCUCAAACAGAUUCACAGACAAAAACGUCGAACAAGUUGCCUUCAGAUCUCGCUUUUGUGGAGAUCCAAGGUGUGUUCCCACUGGAAUUUGUACGACAAACCACGUGCUUCUAGGUUUCAUUCCUCUUGUCGUUCCCGAUGGGACCGAUACUUCUCCAGAUAACGUUGACGUGUACAGACGUCUUUCUGUGGCCAAUCACGGCGACACCUUCUUCCUCAAGAGCACAUCUGAACUAAAAACUGUCCUUAUUUCCGUUAUAGGAACCCAGUUUUUCCCCGAAAACGUAGCAGCGGUGUACGGAAAAACGGGAAACGAUUCGGUGACGGUGGUUCCUGAUGAGCAGAACGACACUGCUUUCUAUCUGCUAACAGUUGAUCCAUCAAAGAGUAGGAGUUGAUAUUGUACCUGAAAAUUUUAUCUUUAUUAUUAUAGAUUUGAAUCUUCCAACUAUUUCUGGAGCAAACGUCUAUGCAGAAGGAGUUUCUUUUCUAGUGAAUUAGAUAUUAUCGAUCUACGUAACGUUUACACUCUUUCAGUUUUACACAAAAUCCAGCCAGUUCGACGAAGCAGUCGAAAUAAGUGCUCCGAUCGGAACAACUUACAACUACCGCGUCUUCAUUCAAUCCAAGAACACCAUCCUAAAAAACUUUAACGAUGAUACGAGCAUUGACGUUGGAAAUGGAAUAAUAGCCAUUGGUAUUAUAGGGGCAUCUCACAGAAAUGGCGCUCUGUUCGCAAUCUGGCCGAACUUUUAGGCCGCGAAGUGAUUUUCCACUGAAAACGUGGUGUAACUUUUCAAACUCGGCACCGAGGUCGCUCAAAUUGCACUGCAAAAAGAGUUUCUGAACAGAGCGUCAUAAUAGUGAGAUAAAACGAGAGUAUUUGAAUCAUAUUCGUUCAAGGAAUUGAAAUGUUCGCCACAAUGGAGACGUUCGGAUUCCCGGAAUGGUUGAACAGCAGUUAUGAUGUGAGAUUGGCUGACGGUCAGUUGCUUCGCGAGAAGUUCUUCUCGUUUCCGAGACCUCAGAUCGACUGCACGUACACCUUCGCAUUCCCUGCUUGGAACACUCUUCAGUGCCCUCCGGGACCCACCACGUAAUUGAAUUAUGCGGAAAAUGAGGUUGACAUCAGAAUUACAGACAAUUGCACACACUCUACUACAAUGGGUACGUAAAACAAAGAGUCGUUCCUGCCUACUGCUAUAAUGGUGAGCUAAAUAUGAAUGGUGAAGUGAAUCGGAUAAUCUCAGGCGAUAGAAACGCGGAACAUCCGGAUGGAAUUGGAAUGGAAACAAGUGAAUUUGAUCCGAUUUCGCAGCAAGAACGUGUGCUCAGUUGUGAUGAAAAGAAUAUCGACGCAGUGAACGAUCCGAGAUUAGAAGAGCACAAACAAGUGAGUUUUACUUUGUUUUUUCUUAAAAAUAUCCCAUCUUUCAGUUUGUCUUCAUUCUGGAGCAACAUUCCGCUAAUAGAGCAGUCUAUCAAACUCUGGCAGAGGACAUUGAAAAGAUAGUGACGGCGAUCAAUUCAACCACUACCGGAACGUAUAAAAGCGAGUUCACUUUGGUUGUGCACAAUGAUAUUGGUGAUUCGAAAUACUGGUGACCAAGCCGUCAAUUGCAUUUUUCAGAGUCUCGGGCGUUGAUCAGCUCCUACAGCCCAACAGUUUUCUCUUCGAAAUUUCAGAAUCUAGUGGCUUCUCUUCCUCUUUAUGAUAAUCUUGAUAACACUUUGGGCCUUCUUUCUGUUGUUCAGGUGUUGCUCAGAAAAUGUUCAGAAUGAAAUUGUAUACAGUUUUUCAGGCACAAAAACUGAAUAUUCAGCCGACUGCUCAAGUGUACUAUUUCACAAAUCAAGCAGUGAAAAAUGUUCAAAAUGUGUCGAGAACGUGGGACAUAUUGAGAAGAGAUAUUGAGGUAUUCGAAGAAAACUGAGAUGGAAUGGGAGUAAAGAAAUGACAUUGUAGGUCAACUUUUUCACAAUCGCCGACGGCGUCACAACGGAAAUCUUUGCUCUUCCAUCGCAAUUGGAACUCAUUCAGAAAAUGACCAACGGACGACUUAUUCCAUUGCAAAGAAACGAAACUGCCGUAAGUGUCAUUUUGUGGAUAACAAAAGAAAUCGUUGCUCAGUUUGCAAAUCUGUUUUCGGAUAUUAUGAGGAUGACUUCUCUGACUACGGACAACGAACAAUAUGUAAAUAAAGACGGUAUUGCAAAAGUUGUGAAUUGAAAACGUUGCAGGACUGCCAGACUUCGCCACUUGUCAUUGAUGGAUUUGUGGAAAAAGGGGCUCAAAAAGUAGUGGUUCAGGUGGUCGGAACUGGGAUAAAAACCAUUACAGUAGCCGAUGCGAAUGGUAGAAGUUAGACAUAACGCAUGAGUACUCAUGUUUCGUUUCCAGGCACUCUGAUUCCCCUCACCGACUAUAUCACAUAUCAGAACCCUAACUUCGUAUCUUUGAACAUCGGUAUGUUCUCAAAUUCUUGUCUCGAAAUCAGGUGAACUCCAGAUCUUAACAAGUUUGCCAAAGGAGUGUGGAGACUCUCUGCGUUGGUCGCAAAGGGAGGUUGUCAGAUUACAGUAAGGCAGAACACCGAGAUCGGAGCAAUUCUCGGCUUCACUUCUUCGAACACUGAUGACAAUGUUUCUACACAAAUUAUUUCGCAAAGAGGUACUAAUUUCUGAGAAACAUGUGGUUUCGACCCAAAGUUUCAGCCCCCUCCGACUCUGAACCGAUCUACAUUCCGAUCAGAGUGAACGCUCCAGUGGUGCCAACUAAUCUGGAAAUCCGUAAGAAUUGCAAUUGCAGUCAAAUCUUCCGACCCUUCUCGUUUCUUUCAGAUAUUGUGAAUCGAAAACGCUACGAUCAACCUGAGAGCUAUUACAAUUCUUCGAUCUCUGCUCGAGAUCCUUCAUCAUGUUCCUACAAUUUUAUAUCUGAUCACAUUGUGGUUCCGAAAAAUGAACUGACUACGUGGACGCUGUCGGCCUACGACUCCGGGAAUCUCAUUCUUCACCGCAUUUUCUACUACUACCAGCAUUUCCCAAAAGGUUCACAAUUGCUCACUCUCCAAGAAAACCCAAAACAUCUACUGCAGAUAUUUCGGUGUGUAAUGGCGGACAAGUGGAUCAAUUCGGAAGGUGUAUCUGUCGGGAAAGAUACACGGGAGACUACUGCUGGGACCGGAUCUGCCAGCCCGCAGCCACGUACUCAAAUGGAAUCUGUUGUUGUUCUCCCGGAACAUUGGGAGACUUUUGUGAAUAUGGUAACUGCCUUCAACGGGAAAGACACCAACAAUAACGAGAAUUUCCAGAGCUAGUGCUUCCUGGGAACACGACAAUAAUACCAAGACUGACAGUGCCGACAACUACACCGAUUCAGACGACAACAAAACAUUCGCAUACUGUUUCGGGAGUCUUCAGUCUAAUUCUCAUGCUUUUAUGUAACCGAUUUGUAUGAAAUGACAAAACAAGUUUGUGAAUAAAACGUACUUGAAACGAGUCUGAUCUUCGUGAGUUUUGCAGAUUGAAGGCAUUGUUUGUGAGUGAAAUCAUAGCUGAGAAUGACGUUUAUCGCAUGAAAAAUGUCGUCAAAAGAAUACGGAGAGAAGGGCGGAAAGGGGGUACUGUAUGCGAGAGCAAAUAAAACAAUGGGCCGAUUUAGACUGUACGCACUUUGGCUGAUAACGACUGUGAUUUGGGGAGAGGUCAAGAAACCAAAUUGUGGGCGGCGGACACGAUUGAGUUUAAGAGUUCAGGAGAAUUUCAUUUUUGCAGAAAGUGAGGCAAGCUGACUCGUGUGCGCCACGUCACUUUCAAGUUGUCAUCAUUCGCGGCAGACUACGAAGAAUCAUUCAAUCAUUCCCCGAGUUACUGUACUCCAAGUGUCCCCGGUCACAAUUUUAUGUGGGAUUACGGUAGAUCGCGACUGUCCGAAAUCAUAAAUAGUUCAUCAAACAAAGAAAUAACCAAAGCCAAAGUCAUCCAAUUCUGCUUCAUCCGGCAGCAAUAAAAAAGUGGUGUAUCCUACUUUACAGGUCGUGAUCCUUGCCAUAAUAGGCACAACGCUUUCAUCUCACAUGACGUUCAGACGUUCAGAUCGACCAAACUUCAACUCAAUACCAUAACCUUUAAAAUGCUGAUUUGUUCACAAGAGUUCCAGAAAAGUUGAGUAUCAAACGGGCGGCCGACAGAAUAGGGAUGAGAAGACACUUUGGAUGAAUAUUUGAAUGAAAAACCUCGUUUCCAGACAUUUCAGAUUUUCAGUGUUAACACAGAUUGCAAUUGAUUGUAACAACGAAAAUGUAUAAAUAUUGAACAAAGGAAGAUUUCUUGAGAGUAUCUAUCUGUUACAGUACCCUUCUACUUGAGCACUUCUUAGUAAUUAGCUAUGAAUCACAUCUGGCUACAAAUUGAUGCACAGUUUCUGAAGUGAACACACGGAAUCGUGAUGAAGAGGAUCCGCUAAGAGCCCCAAAGGUUUCAUAAACAAUUCCGAGUUCAAAAGUUGAAGAAUUCACUUGAUUCAUUUCAUUUGCCACACCCCUCCUUCGUUUCUAGAAAUGGUUGGGUCUCUCGGUGACACUUCAGGGUACUCAUGGCUCAACUCAUGCCGAUAGCAGUCCUCGUGGCUUUUACCUUAUUUUCAGUUACAGGUAACAGGCGCCCCUCUUCUUCACUCUCUAUCUUUUCAGCUCAACAAUGUCUAAACGGAGGAACUCCGGUGAACGCGACGGACUGCCAUUGCCCGGGAUAUGUGGGCGGACGACAGUGUGAGACUGUGAAGUGAGUUCUCGAGUCCCUAGCUCUCUAGGUAUGGAGGAAGACCGAAUAGAGUAAAUGAGAACUUCAUUGGGACAAAGGACGGAUUCAAAACUGUCUGUGCGAAACUACAGUAACCCGUAGAAUGUAUAAACUGAAACACAGAAGGGUGCUCAACAAGGUGGCGCAUUGGACAAUUUGUGAAAGUGAUGCGGAUGUAUUGUUCUGUUUUGAGGGCUUGUUUACAAAGGACUCGACGGUAGAGCACACUUCCUCUUUCAUUCUACAAAAAACAUGAUUCUUGAAGCAUUACAAUUAGUCGUUCUUCCUUCCUUCCUUCCUGCUCCGUAUUCAUAGGAUUCCCAACUCAUUCCCAGCUCAUUCUCAUUCUUAAUGGUCCCCAGAUCAUCCGUUCCAUCUCGUCCGCCCUUUCUAUCGUACUCUUGAUUCUCCCGUCAUUUUUUCAUUUUUUCAUCUCGGUUACAUGUGACUACACUGAUAAGACCUGCAAAAUGACAAAUGCAUGCAGAAGACGGUAAACUGUUUGGGGACACUUUCUAUUUCUAGAAUCGUAUGCGGAAACGCGAUAAACGCAUAAACACGUUGGUGUUGCAGGUGUCAGCGAUGGGGAAUUCCGGACAAGAAUAGAUGUGCGUGUGCGCCGGGAUGGUAUGACAAGUAUUGUGGAAUCAGAGGAUGCAGGCCUCCGAACGAGGACAACUUGGACCUGGAGAAGAGGUCGUUCAUCAUUGUGUUCAACAUGAAGAAGUCGAUGAAGGAGCAGCUGGACAGCUUGACGACUGGAUUCAAGAACAUGGCCGACUCAAUCACAAAGAACUGGAACAACAACAAAGUUCAAGAGAAUUGGAUUGAAAACUUUAUUGUCUACGGAUUCGUCCAAGGGAGUCAGAAGACGACAAUCACUCAAAUGAUCUCAGAAAGUGCCGAUGACGUCGUGGUGUUCCUCAAAAACAUGACGCUGUACGAUGGAGACGACACGCAGCCGGUGCUCGCGGCUCUCAAGAAUGCUCAACAGAUCUUCCCUUCUAUGAAAUCCCACGCAGUCGUUCUCGUUUUCACAGACAGUCCCGCUUCCGAUGCGACUCCCUGGUCACACAGAUUCGAAGAUAAAAACACGGAACAGUUGUGCCUCCAAAUCUCGUACUUGUGGAGAUCUAAGGUCUCUUUCAUUCUCUCGAUUCCUUCUGCAAUAAGCGUGACUUUGGACGGAGUCGAUGUUUACAGACGUCUUUCGCUUUCUACCCACGGUGAUUACUUUUUCGUGAAAAAUUCUACAGAAACCACUGACGUAAGGAAUUCCUUCAAAUCUCUGAACCUUUGAGAUGGCAUUUCAGAUUCUGAGAAGUGUGAUAUCCACGUUUUACUUCCCUGAGAACGUCGGCGUUGGCUUCGGACUGUUCGAAGACUCACUCGUCGUUCCGACUGCAGACAACGGAGCCGACUGGGUUUUCACACUAAUCACAAUGGACUCUUCCGGUAGGGAAAAGUUGAAGUUGGUACUGAGACGAUUGAAAUAUUCUAGAUUAUGAGUUCCCAGAAAUCCCUGGCACAACUCUUCUUGCCAAGGGUAGCAAUUACAUGGUGAACUCAUAAACCGUAACUAUGAACUUCUGAAGAAUGAUAAUUUAGUUGGUCGCUGCACAAUAUAUGAGCACUGUCUACAUCAAAUCUUCCGGCGAUUUCUACAACUUCCGAAUCUUCCUCCAGUCCAGAAACACACUUCUUUUCGAUUACAACAGUGACAUGAUGAUAGACGUUGGAAAUGGAAUUGUCCAUUUGGGAGUGACGAUGCACUCGACCAUCCGUACUUUCGGAUUUCCACAGUACACGAACAUGACCUACAGAGUCAUGUCGAGUAAUUUUCAAGUUGUGAGGGAAGCCGUCGUUGCAUUCAGAAGACCCCAAGAAGACUGUACUUUCGAGAUGGCGUUCCCUCCCUGGGUGAAUACAGACGACUGCCCGCCAGGGCCGGUGACGUGAGUGCACCUGACGCACUCGAACAUUCAAGUUCUGUUUCAGACAAGUUCAUCAGCUUCACUACGGAAUAACGAUUACAAAGUGAGAGUUACUCCCGGAUAUUGUGACCAGAGUUAGUACAACUUAUUCUUCUUUUGUGUGUAACAAUAAAAUUCAGUUGCCCACUACACGCAUCAGGAACAGGGAUUCGUGGCUCCCCAGUUGGAUAAGAAGAAUGUGCUCCAAAAGAAACAUCUUCGCGAUGUGAAUUCAGUGGAAUCCUGCCCGUGACCAACAUCCAUGCAAUCAAUGAUCCUCGUUUUGAAGAGGCCAAUCAAUUCAUUUUCAUCCUCGAGGCACACUUAGCCAAUAAGAAUGUAUACACAACUCUUGCGAAUGAGAUUGAUCUGAUUGUGGCUCUUGCCAAUUCCACGAGCACCGGAUCGUACAAGAAGGAGUUCACCCUGAUUGUGAACAACGACGACACUUCGCGAGUGCUUCUCAGCACUUACAAUCCUGCUGCAUUCGUCAGAAAGUUCCGAACUCUUGUGAACGGACUCGUUUACAGUGGCCAACUGAACGCCCCGUUGGGUCUCUCGUCGGUUGUUCAGGCAAUGAAAUCGAACAUUAAACCGACUGCUCAAGUGUAUUAUUUCACCAAUCAGGCAGUCAAGAAUGUGCAGAAUUCCACUAGAAAAUGGGAUAUUGUGGACAGAAACAUUGAAGUAUCUAUAGAACUGGAGACAAAAACAUGAGCCCAAAUCGUUUCAGUUCAACUUUUUCACAAUCGCCGAUGGUGUCACUACCGAAGUCUUUGCUCUCCCGUGGCAAUUGGAACUCGUUCAAAAGAUGAGUAACGGCAGAAUCAUUCCAUUGGGCGCCCAGGAGAGUACGGUAAGCGUCUGUCAAUAGAGAGAAUGGCGUCGCCGAGUUCAAAAUUUUUCAGCUUGUCAAUUUAUUUGCCGACGUAAUGCCGAUGAAUGCUCUCACCACUGAUAUGGAGAAAUACGUAAGAACAGAGAUCACAAAGAUCGGGGCAGAAAUCAUUUUGUGUUCAGGACUGCCACACUGUGCCAUUCACACUGGAUGCGUUUGUGGAGAAGGAGACUCAGCGGACCGUGUUUCAAUUCGUGGGCACUGGUUUGAAUGGGAUCUCGAUUGUGGACGCAGCAGGCAAAACGGUGCCAGCGGCAGAGAACACACACUUUGGAAAUGUCAAUUUCAAGUCUCUCAGCAUUGGUUCGAAAGUUCAGGAAGAUAAUAAAGAAUUAGUUGAUGCUCAGACACUUCGAAAUUCACUCCGGGAGUGUGGAAAGUUUCCGUUUCUGCUGCCGGAGGUGGCUGUCAGAUCACAGUGAGACACAGAUCAACGAACGGAGUCAUUUACGGGUUCACGGAAAAGAGUGUCUCCGAUACUGUCAAUUCACAGAUUCCGUUGCAGAGAACAAGUUUGAAACAGAUAUUAUUUGAUGUUGCACUACUUUUGAGAUUUACAGCUGAAAAGUCGAGAGAAUUCAUUUAUGUGCCUGUUCGCAUCAAGCAAAGUGCAAACGCUGCCAAGGCCGUCUCUUCGAACUUGGAGAUUCGUCAGUUUUCAGUAGUCAAAUUCUUCGAUUAAAACUGUCAGUUUCCAGAAAUAAUUAAUCGUAUGCGAUAUGACGAGCCCGUGAGCUACAAGAAUUUGACCAUUAUGGCGAGAGACGCGAACACUUGCUCUUUCAAUUGGAUCACUCCAAAAGUACAAAUUCCCUCCGACCACUUGACUACGUGGACACUGACCAGCUACGAUUCUUCCAACAAUCUCAUUCUCCGCCGGAUCUUCUACUAUUAUCAACAUAGUCCAGCAGGUCACUGACUUCUUUCAUUUCAUUUUUAAAUUGUGCGUAAUCUUGCAGACAGUUCAAUAUGUCACGGAGGAGAAGUGGAUAAGUACGGACAGUGCGUCUGCCCCGAACGGUAUACCGGAGAGUACUGCUGGGAUCGAAUCUGUGCUUCUGGUGCCACUCUUUCCUACGGUAUCUGCAGUUGUUCCUCCGGUUUCUUUGGCGAUUUCUGUGAGCUGGAACUCAUGAUGACCAAUGCCUCCUCUACUUAUACUCCUCUAACUAACACGGUUUCUCAAUUGCCCUCUUCUUCCACGACGGUCCCUCUCCCAACUACCACGAGAAUCUCAACCCGUCCUUCGGGUCUUUCGUGCAUUUUGCUCCUCCUAACCACGUUGUACUUUGUUUCCCAGUGAACUUGCUUUGCAUAAAUAAAUGCGCUUCCCUCACCUUCUGUCGCUCUUCAAAAAUUCGGAGGAUCCUCGAGGAUGGCUCGAAUUCCUUUGUCUUCUCUUUUUCUCUCUCAUCAUCUCAAACAUUUUACAAUGCGCGGCAAAAAAUGCGAGCGCAAACAGACACUCUGACCAUCUCAUCAUCAGUGUCUUCGGCAACCGAACUGACCGGUUCAGAUGGCGCGCGAGAGAAGGAUUAGAGGGAGCUCUCGCCCGGAGACGGAGCACACACAUACGAUAUGAUACGGGGGCGAUUAUCAUUUCCGGCAGAUUAUCAGUUCGCCACUUAUUUGUUCCUGUUGCUGCUGCUGAUCUGCUCUCGGUGCCAUGACCACUUGGAAGUUUAUCGCCGAUAAUCACAGAUUGAUGGAAGGAAUGAGCCGGCGCCGCCGAUGGAGUUCAGUCUCUGGCAUCUGUCAGUCUCGGCGUGAUCUUCUGCCGAUGGCAAAGCCGGAAGUUUCAAAGAGUUGGGACCAAACAAAGGCGCGACCGAGCUGCCCUUGGCCAUCUGUGAACAUCCGAAAAGCUUGCCAAUCAAUCCGUGCCUCGAUUCGCAAAUAAAGUCACGGCAAUUCCGGACUAGGGCAAUGUUUCUUAGGGAGCAAUACAGACAAACAUAUGCUCUUUCUCGGCAAGAACAGAGAGUGACAGCGAGUAGAAUCGGGGAAGGUGCACACCCCGUGUCAACGCAUUAUGUCACCGAUCCGGUUCGUGGUGCACACUACGAUUGUGUUGGGAGCAAGUACACGUGGCAUCUCGCAUCAAACAUCUGCGAGUUAGACGACCUCCUGUUCCGCUGAUCACUUCGCACACUCUGUUGACCCGCCUUGAUUUGUUGAGCUUUUCGUCUUCGAGUGCGUGAUGAGUCGGCAACCGGUACGCGUGUUCUCGACGACGAAACGUGGAUCGAAAAGUGUCUGUUUGCCAAACGGCAGCUCAUCUGAAACGUUUUGUGGAAUGCGAGUAAACAUGAGUCAUCGGCUGAUUCCAGUCAAUCAAAUUAGAGCUGUUCACGUCAUGCACUCGACGAACACGUGGCAGACAACCAGUUGGCCAAGGGGUUCCAGAAGUGACCAUUGAAUGAAAAGGACAGCCAACAAAUACUUGAGUCAUUCGGGAGAGUUGGCACCGCGGAGUAGCUGUCGACGGACAUCAGGAACGUUCCCUAACGAGCUAAUGAACGAGAGAGAGGAGCAGCUGCUGCAGCCAAGGGACAAACAGUCGUUUUUGGCCGUUGACAAUUCGCGCCGGCCGUCUUUUUAUAGCCGAAAUACUUGAAAUGGAAGAUAUUUGUGUAGUUGUUGAAGGUUGCGCAACUACAGAUAAUCAGUGCUAUUCUGGGAAGGAAAGGCUCGACAUUCCGAUCCGCAAAGGGCAACUUGGCCACCGUUCGGAGGCGAUUUGAGCAAAAAGUGGUGCGGAAAAUGAUCAACAGAGCGGAAGAAAACGAGCAUCUGACACUGGGAAGACAAGACUCUUGUCUGGAACUCAAAAUGUAGACGGAGGAGCACGAUCCAGAAUGGGAGCUUAGCCACGAACCCGUUUCCACAUUUGAAAACUACAGUAGUACAGUUUCAGACUUGAGUCAAUUUUAAAUGGCGCCGGAUGGAAGUGUACAAAAUUUGGACUGUGUAAAGUCCACGUCACAAAGAAGCCACUUAUCAGCUUGACAAGGAUUUCGCAACUGGUGGCACUUGCCAUUCAUCCGCGUGCAAAGUCAAGGACCGUGCGAAUUUGUGACGUCGCACUACCUGUUCCAGGCGUCUGUUCGGCUUGGUUAGAACGCUCCUCUUGAUCAGCUGAUUCAGUACAUGCUGACCCCUCGACUGUUCGCCCUCCACCUCCACCAAAAAUCUUCGAGGAAAUAUUUCACAAGAGCUGUUCGAAAACAUGCGUCUACUGUCUGCGUCGCUUCGUCUCACACACUCUCUCGUGCCUGUUUUAGUGUCUCCAGGUGAUGAAGAGAAUGCUCUCGACGCGCAUUCAAGGAGUUGUUUCGAACGUAAGCACCCGAGAGGCGGCGGCCCGUCGCGAGAGGCGGAGCAAUGCCGCGGCGCCUAUCCGCGCGGACGACCGCCUCUCGCCGCUUGUAUAUAACCUGGGCGGUGGCAGAGGGUAAGAAUACAGAGCCACCGAGCCCAGUCUCCACUUCCCAACUCUUCCGACUAUCACCGUUUCGAAACAGAUGGCAGCCAGCAGAGCUUCGAUCCUCUUUGUCGCCGUGCUGGCAUUCUCCAGCACCUUCGUCUUUGCCGACGAAGAGACUGCCAAGGUGAGCCUCCCGCCUCUUUCCCAACUUUUCUCUCCGUUUUUCUGUUCGUGUAAUAGCCAUUAGUAGUGUGUUCUCUGCCCGCUUCUCGGUAAGCAAACAGCGCCCUCUGACCGUUUCGAUAUUUUGCGGAUGCGAAAGCACACAACCAUUUAUUAUACAAUUAUGAAUGAAAAGAAUAGAAUCAAUGGGUGCACGGGCAGGUUUUUAUAGAAAAUGACAAUGUACAUAGGGAAUUAGGCACGAUCAUUAGAGGAUCAUUGAACAUACUUUUCACGUUUCAUUCCUAUCCUUCCAUUUUCUGAUAUUUCUCUUUUUUUUCGAUCGGAACAUCUAGAUCAACAUUUCUCUUGGCAUCGUCUCUACUAAUUAUAUCUUCGCCGACAAAUUUCGAGCGCCCUUGAGGUCAAGACGAGCAUGCGGCUGCUCCAAAACAGGAAAAAUGAUAGUGUAAACAGAGUGCGCACUCUCUGGAGGAGCCACUGAAGAUGCUCUCCGUCGUCCGCAGGAGCCCUAUACACACACGAUUCGCACUCACUUCUAAGACCGUCCCAAACAAUCGCAAGAGGGAGCCAGAGAGCCAGUGUCUGCGGCUCCCUCCUGCACGCGAUGCCUCUCUCUGCCGCCCAAACAAAAAUAGAGUUGAUUGCAGAACGAGACCGGAUUGGCGCUGUCGCGUGCCAAGCGCCAGUGCUGCUCCUCCUCCUCCAACUCUUGCUGCGGCAACAACAACAACGUGCAAUGCAUCCCAGUUUGUCUGCAGCAGUGCCAGUCCUCCUGCCAGUCCGUCCAAUGCGUACAGCAAUGCCAGCCAGCCUGCAACCAACAGUGCGGAGGCUCCCAGGUCAUUCUUCUCCCACAGACCAACUCGUGCAACCAGUGCCAGCAGCAGUGCAUUAGCUCGUGCGCCACCCCGAUCUGCGCCCAGUCCUGCGGAAACACCUGCGCCAGCUCGUGCGGUAACUCUGCCCCACAGAUCGUCGUGCUGCAGCCACAGAACCAGUGCGGAGCCUGCCAGUCGAGCUGCCAGUCGACGUGCCCGACCUGCAACUGCCAGUCCGCGUGCGCCCCGGCCUGCGGAGGAAACAACAACCAGAUCAUCGUCGUUCAGCAAGACAACUCGUGCUCCUCCAGCUGCAAUAACCAGUGCUCCAGCUCGUGCAGCACCCCGAUCUGCAUCCAGUCGUGCCAGUCCUCCUGCCAACAGGCCUGCCAGCCAACUUGCGUCCCACAGUGCAUGCCGAGCUGCUCCUCCAGCUGCACCUCUAACCAGGCCCCAAUUGUGAUCGUUGCCCAGCAAGGUGACUCGUGCUCCAACUCGUGCUCCAACCAGUGCCAGUCCGCGUGCCCAACCCCGAUCUGCGUCCAACAGUGCAACUCCCAGUGCCAGUCGCAAUGCUCGUGCUCCGGAAACAGCUGCAACCAGCAACAGGUAGUGCCCGGACCCCUUCCGCUCGCCGUCUCAUCCCCGUCUCUUUGCAGGUCAUCGUUCUUCAGCAGCAAGACAACUGCCAGAACCAGUGCCAGUCGUCGUGCAUGAACACGUGCCAGGCCUCUGCCACCGUCCUCCAGUGCCAGCCAAUCUGCCAGCAGACGUGCCAGUCGACCUGCCAGCAGGCCGCCCAGAUCGUCGUCCCGUGUACGUCGACCUCUUCCGGAUGCGGCUGCUCUUCCGGAUACUCGCAGUGCGGAGGUUCCUGCUGCCGUCGUCGCUAA
Caenorhabditis sp. 36 PRJEB53466 is the source of this 13909-nucleotide messenger RNA. Lineage: Eukaryota; Metazoa; Nematoda; Chromadorea; Rhabditida; Rhabditidae. The record is from the annotation of a GenBank genome assembly.